This is a messenger RNA of Anopheles stephensi (Asian malaria mosquito), 4843 nucleotides long. It is a transcript of the gene 14-3-3zeta, whose product is annotated as 14-3-3 protein zeta. The transcript has 7 exons. Gene Ontology annotation, cellular component: cytoplasm. Lineage: Eukaryota; Metazoa; Arthropoda; Insecta; Diptera; Culicidae. The record is from RefSeq and is a predicted model, not a curated record. Gene Ontology annotation, biological process: signal transduction. Bases 1518 to 2264 code for a protein of 248 amino acids.
GGAAUUCGUCCGAAGUCCUGCUCUCUGCCAUCGACACCGUCUUCAGCACUUCUUUAUCAUUCUCCAACUUCACCGACGGGUGACACAGGUCUUUGGGGGCCAACCAAACUAACGAUCGUCCCGCAGUUGGCUUCAAUCAUCUCCAUUGCGACCGUGUCUCUCCGAGGAGAUAAAUUUAAUGGGGGAUAUAUCUAUCCGCUGGUUCAUAUUUUUUUAUAGACGGAAAAUUGUCUACCGUUUUGCUCCCGUCAGAAAAUAAAGGAGGUGCAACGUAACGUACAGCAAGAAAAUAUGGCGGCCUGUGUGUUCUGAGAAGGAAUAAAAUUCCGACCUCUAUCACGCACUUCCUUCUUAGCAACAGUGCUCUCGAUUGAGAAAACAGAAGAAAGUGUCUGUUGCGUCCGUGUGUGUGUCAACCCGUGCGUGCGUGACCGUUUUCUUGGUCAGGCUUUUCUUUUCUGGUAUGAUUGUGUGUGGUUUUUGUGCAUUUCCUUCCGGCGGCUGACAGACUUUCUUGGGGUGGUUCAUUUUUUUCGGUUUCGAAAGGAUCAAAGGUUUGUCGUUAAAGCCGCACCGACUCGUUUAACCGAAGGCUAACUUUACAGCCGUUUGAGUUUUCAAUCGAAUUGAGCUUGUGGGAAAUAUUCGUGACGAAUGUUUCAUUUUCUAUGUAAGACUGUUGCGCACAAUGUGGCGUGUAAUUCAGUUAAAGUUGUUACUAUAUAGCAAAGAAACACCGUUCUGUUUCCUACGAUAUGAAAUAGUAGUUCAUGAAAGAACACAAGGCAAAAUAAAUUAGGUUGACAGACCGAUUUUCCCGACCGUCCAUGGGCGUUGAAUCGAUUCUGUGAGCUUGCGCUUGGUAUCGAUUUUUCACCUCGUUUUUCAACAUCGUCAUCAAUGCUUCAUCCUGUCUGGUUUUGCUGGUCUAGAUAAGAUUUGGAUCUGUGUAGCACAUGCACGCACGCACGCACGCACGCACACACACACACACACACACACACACACACACACACACACACGCACACACACACACACACACACACACACACACAAACACACCAAAUUUGCUAUGCUUUCGGGAGAAUGAAAGCAAUAAGCAGGGAGCCUUGAAGGAAAACGACAAGAACUCACUGAUAGAAUCGAUCAGAAGAUUUCGUUGGUUGUGCGCGUGUGACUGAAAGGAGAACGAAUAGAUCUUUUUGUACCUUGCGUAUUUUCAAUCCUUUGUGGAGUGCGGAGCUUCGCGUGAAGUGGAAAAGCUGCCGAGAAACUCAAUCAGUGGCAUAGAGAGCGAGAGAGAGAAAUAGUACAAAAAAUACCUCCCUGCCGCAUUAGGAAUCGGGGGCCCCAGCAGCAGCAACACGUACAUUACCAACUUUGGCUGUUCCAGACUCCAAUGUCGGAAAAUGGAAAAAGCAAACUCCUCAAAUUCGUAGAGCUGCCUCGGCGGGAUGACGCCGGAAGCUUCUCUCGUUUUAAGCUAGUGAAAGGAAAGCUAAAUCAGAACACUCAAAAUGUCUACCGUCGACAAGGAAGAGCUAGUUCAGAAGGCAAAACUAGCCGAACAAUCUGAACGAUACGAUGAUAUGGCACAGGCAAUGAAAUCAGUAACAGAAACUGGAGUGGAAUUGUCAAACGAGGAAAGGAACCUACUGUCAGUUGCUUACAAGAACGUUGUAGGUGCCCGAAGAUCAUCGUGGCGAGUGAUAUCGUCGAUCGAACAGAAAACUGAAUCCUCUGCCCGCAAACAACAAUUGGCACGAGAGUACCGGGAACGAGUUGAGAAGGAACUGAGGGAAAUCUGCUACGAAGUGCUGGGUCUGCUGGACAAAUUCUUAAUUCCCAAAGCGAGUAAUCCAGAGAGCAAGGUGUUUUACCUCAAAAUGAAGGGAGAUUACUACAGAUACCUAGCUGAAGUAGCCACCGGUGAAACCCGCCACACCGUAGUUGACGAUUCCCAAGCCGCGUACCAGGAUGCCUUUGAAAUUAGUAAAGGCAAAAUGCAGCCAACACAUCCUAUCCGAUUGGGUCUCGCGCUCAAUUUCUCAGUCUUCUAUUACGAGAUCCUAAACUCUCCCGACAAAGCCUGCCAGCUGGCUAAACAGGCAUUCGAUGACGCGAUUGCUGAGUUGGAUACGUUGAACGAGGACUCCUAUAAAGACUCGACGCUCAUCAUGCAGCUGCUGCGCGACAACCUUACGCUGUGGACGUCCGAUACCCAAGGAGAUGGUGACGAACCACAGGAGGGUGGCGAUAAUUAACCAAACUAAAAUUAAAGCAAAACAAAAACACAUGCAUACACUACAAACAUAAACACGCAGCCACGGGCACACAUAUACACGAUACACAACACACAACUAAAGCAUAAUAGAAAUUCCUUUUGACUAUUGAUUAAUACGAGAACAACUGCGAAACAGCGGAUGAAGGAAAAAAUGGUAUGUAGUAGGAGAAACGAAUGCAGAAAAAACAAGAAGCUUCCGCGAAUUAGCAAAAAUCGUGUAACAAGCAUAAGACGUAAGGGCGUAGCUAAAAGGACAGUGACAGCCAUCCGCCGCGACAGUGUCUCAGCAUCAGCAGCAGCCAAAUGGUAGAAGUUGAAAAAGAGUAGAACGAACAUCAUGGUAGGAUAGGGAGAAUGAAAGAGCCAUUCCGCUUGUCGUAGCGUUUGCGCUUAAAUCUUGGCCUUAUCGUGGCGAAACAGGCAAAUUAGUUCAAUUUCUUUUGAACGAUUGUAGUCGAUUGCUAGUUUAAGGGGCCGAAGAAAAAAUAUGGAAAUACAUUCUGUAGCGUAGCGCAACCGGAAGCGGAAGCAGGCGGUAAAGAAAAGAAACUCGCUGAUCGUUGUCAUCCGUUACGUCAAGGCACAGAGAAAGAUAGAGAGAGAGAGAGAGAGAGAGAGAGAGAGAGAGAGAGAGAGAGAGAGAGAGAGAGAGAAUAAAGUAGAAUGGGCAUGUGUGCGUGUGUGUGUGUGUUUAUGUAAUCGAGGAAAAUUCAAGAAAAUGUAUAAUUUUGAUGCUUUUCAAAGAGCACAAAUAAAAAAUUGGUAUGACAGUAACAACAAGAAAGAAGCAUAAGCACGAAAACGAAUGAUAAAAUCUAGACACAGAGCAAGUUUAGCGCACAGUCUUUCGGAACGCAAUUAAUAUAUACAAUAGAAGCGUGAAAGAAGUAUGUAUUCGUUGUUUUCUUUGCGCUUCAACCGUCGCACAAUGGAAACACGAAGAUCAGUAAGCAAACACACGUACACACACGUACAUAUGUUACACUGUUCAUAAGUAUGUAAACUCUGAAGAUGGAGAAAUAUGUUGAGACACGACGAUGCCAUGGUAAGAUCAAAUGAUCGCGAGCAGAAUACGGAAAUUGCAAGGAGGGAAGAAAGUAAGCGGGAAGUAAAUCUAAGCUGAUAUGAGUGGCAAGCAAACAAACAAAACUCAACAACUACAUGUUUAUAAUGUAUGUUCUAUUGCUAUAGUCCCUUCGCCCCGGCCCUGAGAAAUCGUCCCAUGAGGUGGAUAUAUGUGUGUGUGGAGAUGUUUCCCAAUUCUGUGGAAUUUGUGUCGAUUAAUGAAUGUGCGUGAUGGAGGCAUGGAGUAUUGCGCGGCGUACAGCGUAUUGAAAGCACAGAGCAGGGGGAUGUCGGGAGAUGUUCUUGAAGAAAAAAUCUGAGUCUGACUAGACGAUUUAAAGCUCCCUAAUGCUGUGUACGUGUUUGCUGAUAUGGGCACAUUGUGAAUUUAACACUCGUGGUUGAACAUGGAGUAAAGAAUAAUAAUGAACAGAUUUGGGAUGAAAGCUUGCGAUUCUUCGAUUCGAAUGACGCAUGACUGCAAUUCGAAUAUAUAAAAGAGAAAUAUCCAACAGUAGCCUGAAUGUCCCACAGCAUGUCCUUAAGUCUCUGUUGCCCUAUUUUUACACGGUGGCUAAACUAUCUCCCAGUCGAUACCUGACGAUUUAAACUCUUCUAUAUAUGUCUACACUAAAAGCAAAUCAAACAAUGCCCAAACCCGAAUCUGAAACUCCUAUUCCUAAGUACUGACCAGAUUCAGUAUCUAUUGCACACACCCCUUUCGAUCUUCGGUCUUUGGCCAUAGUAGGAUAAAACUUGGUUGUGUGUCGUUCUAUGUGUGUGUGUGUGUUUUGUUUUUCCAACGUGUGCGUUGUCGGUUAUUGACCGAGGGACACACACACGAUCGAAAGAAUAUGUCGGAACCAUUUGUCUUGGGAAAAGUACCGCUUUUCCGUUGCAGAUGCUGAACUGAUAUGUUCAAUGCGAUGCGACGAUCCAGGUCGUCCUUUUAAGCUGUAAGAAUAUUUGACCAAGUGACGUUUUGUUUUUGCAAACAAAGAAGUGGUUAAGAAGAAGGGAAUGUGAAUGUUUAAUUUUACAUACCUUUGAGCAAACUGAACAAGUUCGACCGUUUCCAGCGGCGGUUGCUCAGUGCCAUCUGGGAUUGCACGAAGCAAAACUGGUUGGUUUAAUAUAAUAUGAAGCAAAACUGUCGUCUUACAUCAAUAUCAGGUAAUAUCAAAUCCAAAGCAAGCACAAGGAAGCCUCAUUACUCGUUUCACGUCCUAAAUUGGGACAGAAUAAAGGAAUGUGAACUUUGCCAUCUUCGAAUCGUUCGAGACUAUCAUCACACGUACGGUAUUCGGAAAGGAGACUAUCCUCCGUCAGAGCAGGAGUUGUUUGUUUUGUAAUGAAGGAUGCGAAGGAAGUAGAACGAAGACAAAUGUGUUGAAAAAGAACAUCAAAUGGAAAUUAUUACUCUUGUAAAACAACAUCAAACAAAAGUCGUCGUCGUCGCCGUCGUUUAAUCAAAUAAAAGAGCAGUAAAACAAA